Molecule: messenger RNA, 3142 nt
Organism: Eublepharis macularius
Lineage: Eukaryota; Metazoa; Chordata; Lepidosauria; Squamata; Eublepharidae
Exons: 3
Coding region: 203-2128 (641 amino acids)
Source: RefSeq, a predicted model, not a curated record
GAGCCUUCCUUUCCCCCCUCUUCCUGGCACUUGGAGUGUCGUGGAGGGUCUGUGUUUUCCCGCGCCAAAAGUCGAGCCGGAGCCUUGGUGGGACGGGCAGAGCGAGCUUUGCAAGGAAAUACUGCAGGCCACAGCGAGCAAGCGAGGCGAGUGAAGGGAAAGGAGGCAGGCUUGGCUCCAAGAACACUGGGAUCAGGAAAACAUGGAUGCAGGUGAGGGGCAAUCAAGCAGCGGCUCAGUGAAGAAAAGAAAGUAUUAUUGCUGUUUUAAAGAUGAAUGGUGCAAAGAAGAAGCAUUCAGAGGUUGGCUUCGCAAAAUUGACGGGAUGACAGCCGAAUGCAUUCUGUGUCGUCAAGGAUUUUCAAUAAAAUAUGAGGGAAGAAGAGCAGUGACCAGCCAUGCGGACAGCUCAAAACACAAGGAAUCAGAGAAACAACACAAAGAUAUGCCACAAAUCCAGCCACUAAUACCCGACAACGAAGUCUACCAGGAAGAUAUGGUUACUGCGGCAGAGCUGGGACAAGUUUAUCACAGUAUCGUGCACCAUCUGAGCUAUGCUAGCCAAGCGUGUGCAUACAAAUCACUCUCAAGAAUUCUACCAGAUUCUGAAGUUGCGAGAAAAAUGUCAUGUGGGCGGACAAAAGCCACUAGCAUUGCAGAGAGUGUUUUGGCGCCCAAAUCACAAGAACUUUUGUUGAAGGAUUUGGAGGAGGUGCCAUUUUUUUCAGUUGGAUCUGAUGCCUUUAACAAGGGAAAUAAGAAUUUUUUUCCAGUAACCGUGCGUUACUUUUCUGCGACAGAGGGCAUUAAGCAUGGCUUACUUGAUUUUUACACUGAAUCCACAAGUGAUUCAAUUGCGUCGCAAAUCUCCACUAUUCUACAAGAGAAUGGUCUCAGCGUGAACCGGAUGUCCUCUUACAUGAUUGAUAAUGCCUCUGUGGAUUUUGGGAAGCACUGGUCAGUGUUCCAGGAUCUCAAGCAGCUUAAUGGUGGAUUGAUACAAGUGGGAUGUAUGGGCCAUGUCAUCCACAACUGUCUGAAAAAGGGGAUGCGAGCAUUAAGCUUUGAUGUAGAAACAUUCAUUCUUAAGGUAUACAGCGAGUUUUCGUCCUCAACCAAGAAGAUAGAUUCUCUUAUGUCAUUUUAUGAGUUUGUGGAAACGGAAUACAAAGAUGUGCUUCAGCACGUACCAACAAGAUGGCUUUCUCUUCUGCCCGCUGUUGACCGUGUCCUAGAAAGCUGGUCAGUGUUGAGGACAUACUUCUUGGCAGCAGGAGAAGAAGAAUGCAUCAAAAUUGUGUGGGAAGCAUUCAGUACAGAGGAGCAUGCGUCUCUCGCUCUUUGUUAUGUUCACUUUGUACACAAUUUGAUGAGAAUAUUUUCUGAGUCUGUGAAAAAACUUGAAUGUGACCACGUCACUUGCACAGAACUGCACAGUGUCCUGGAAAGCCUCCAUUCAAAGCUAAAGCGAAGAAAAGAAGACAAAUUCUACGGAAAAUUAUCUCAAGUAAUUCUGAGCAAUAUCUCUGCAUUUGAGAACAGAAAAUUCACUGAGGAAGCGGAGAAGACGUUGACACGGUGCAUUGCAUACCUGGAGCAGUGGUAUUAUUUUGAAACGUCAAUUUUCGAGCAGAUGGCUGUGCUCUCGCUGAACAAUGAGGUGAAAUGGUUUGAUUUGGUGACCCUUGUGACAGCCCUCUGUAUUGAUAUAGACAUUGACCAACUGUACAAUGAAUACUGUGUUUUACAGAAACUCAGAGAAGAGAUUGUGUCCAAGGAGCAGAAAAUAGAUCAGCGAUGGGUGAAAGUUUUCAGCCAAAUACCAGAACGUGGGGACAGCCAACUGUUGAAGCUGGUCUCUUUUGUGCUCUCGAUUCCUGUAUCCAACGCCUUCUGCGAGAAAAUUUACAAUCUCAUGGCACAACUCUGGAGGAAGGACAGAAACAGACUGAGCGAUAGUGUGAUGAAAGCAGAGUUGCAGGUGCAGUUGAACUUCAAUAUCUCCUGUGCGGAAUUCCAGGAGUUUCUAAACAAAAACCCAGACUUACUUAGAGCAGCAAGGGGCCAGCAGAAAUACCGAUUUAAAAAGGAGGAACCAGAGGGUGAGGACAUUCCACAGGUGCCCUAGUCUUAAGGAAUUCAUCCUGCCUUUUACAGAUGAAAUUCAUUGUACGUGCAAACCAGCACAUUCUGAGUGUGACUAAUAACUCUCAAUAGACAUUGCUGGAGGACUAAAAGUUACAAAAAAAAUUUUUGGACCCCCCUUGUGAAUUGGGUAACUUUUUCAAAAUAAUUAGCUAAGUAGGUGGCCAGUGGGAUAUGAGGAAAUUUACAUAUACAGUUACAGCAUCAAGAAUAAUGGGCUGCUUUCUCAUCUCCUUCACCAUUGGUUGAGCUGCUGUGAUGUCAUAGAAUAUGCUCAUUGCUCCAGAAGGGGCAAGUAGUUUGAGGGAACAGAUGAAAUCUGCGGUUACUCUACUUUUACGUACUUAAUUUGUUUCCUCCAAAAGUGGUCACAGGUCCCCCCCCCAAAUCAACAGAAAUGGUUUUUAAUGACCUCAAUUAUGUGCUUUGCUGUGAACCCCAACAUACUUUGCAGUCUCCCACAGCCUACUACUUCUAGGAUUGGCGUGCUGGUCAGUUGACCCCUCAAAACACUGCUAAUGGACAUCUAGUAGGUGACCACAAUCUAUGAAGCCAGUACUGCCACUGGGCAGCUGUCCUUUUUUCCCCAUUUCGUUAGUAAAGGAAGGGGGGCUGCUUGCCCCCAGCUCUGCAGCUGUCAUGGAUGGACCCAGCAGCAGAGCACAGGUGGCCACCGGCUAUCACUGCAGAAGUCUCUAAAUGGGAAGAAUCGACCUUGAAAAACUGACUUUUUAAAAUUUGCCAUUACUUUGCUUUAUUUCUGUUCUAAUUUCUUAAAAUAGAAACUGCAGGCUGACCCUGGUGUUCCUAUAUGAAAGCCAAAGGGAUGGACAGUGUACAUCUAUAGAACUUUUACCUAAUAUUUUUAAAAAGUAACUCAUUAUAGUCUUUUUCUUUUAAACAAUCUGUUUCACAGGAAGAGUUGACCAGUUUGUUUUGUUAAUUAGCAAAAGUAUCAGAACCGUUGAUCAAAUUAUCUUUUGUUGAUGUUCUAAUA